CUCUCUCAAUUCAUUGAGGUCACUCAUAUCUCUCUCUCUCCCUCUCCCCUUCUCUGUGGACUAGAUCGCUAAUCACCUAAUAGAGAAAGAGGGUCGGGUCACCCAUGGCGAGUCGACUCGGGCUGAACCCAGCUCCGGCGGUUUCCACCUCACCCAUCAUCAACAGCGUUAAUUCGCCACCCAGGUCUUCGAUUUUUAUUUUCUUCUUCUGAUAAUUUUGUUAUUUAUCAGCUUCUGAAACCCUAGAUUACCCCAGGUCUAGAACCAUUGACCUAAACCCACCUUGGCUUUCUCAUUUUAUUAAGGUUUUGAAUUGGGUUAUUGUUCAAUUUAGGGUUUUUGUAUUGUUUUAGGGAUUCGUUUGUAUAUCUGCAAUAAAUUAGGGUUCUUGUACUUUUGGGCUUUUCAAUAAUUAUGUUGUGUAGUUAGGGGCUUUUUUUUAUCUGGGUUUCUGUAAUUUUAUAUUGAGUGAGCCCUUUUCGGGGUAGUUAGUGAUGGGUGAGGAGACAUCUGAUGCAAUGAACCUUGACCUGAAUCUGGGUCCUGUUCCCGAGCUGGUUUCUGCCCCCAUGUCCAAUGAGCCUGUGAAUUUGGAUCAUUGGAUGGACCAGCCUAUUCACCGAAUUGCCGAAGUGUUUGGGACAUUUCGACGGAGGUGGCCUCUACCUGACGCUCAUAAUGUUUCGUCGGAGUUGAAUCAAUUGAUGGUCAAUUCUGGGACUCCAAGCAUACUACAAGCAGGGGAGGGUAGUGUUGCUGCGGAGGAAAGAAGCAACAAUGUAACUAAGAAGUGCGAAAAUAUCAAUGGGAUUUUGGAAAAUGAGACUUCGGAGGAGAAGGAUGAUGUUGAAAAGAGCAGUGGCAGUGAUGGUAGCUUUUUUGAUUGUAAUAUAUGUUUGGACUUGGCUAGGGAUCCUGUAUUGACUUGUUGUGGUCAUUUGUUUUGUUGGCCAUGCAUCUACCGAUGGUUACAUGUGCAUUCCGAUGCAAAGGAAUGCCCUGUUUGUAAGGGAGAGGUGUCUCCCAAGAAUGUGACUCCAAUAUAUGGCCGUGGAAACAAUACUCGUGAGGCAGAUGACGACUCAACACUUAAGAUCCCUCCUAGGCCUCAAGCACGGCGGGUUGAAAGCUUAAGGCAAACUAUGCAGAGGAGUGCAUUUACUUUUCCAGUGGAUGAGAUGAUUCGACGGCUUGAACAUAGAUUUGAUUUGUCUCGGGAUUUGGUUCAGCCAACAGAAGAUUCUGCCCGGGAAUCUGCAUCAGAAAGAACUAAUGGCUUGUUAAAUAGGAUUCUGACGUCUCGAGCACUGCGUAGAGAGCAAAAUCAGGUGGCACCAACUGAAGUUGUGGACUUAACGCAAGACAAUAUUACUAGCCUGGAUACAGGAGAAAACCGCCGGCUUCAGGCGGUGCUACUCCGAAGAACACAAUCGCAUAGAGCAACACUUUCUUCUUUGUCAUCUGCAUUAAGCUCUGCUGAAAGGUUGGUGGAGGCAUAUUUCCAUAACCGUCCUAGUACACCUGCAGUUAGAAGUCAAGAGCCGCCUCCACCAGUUGAUGAUAGAGACUCUUUCUCGAGUAUUCAAGCUGUUAUAAAUUCAGAGAGUCAAGUGGACACAGCUGUGGAGAUAGAUUCUAUGGUUUCCCUCUCAACUUCAUCUUCCAGAAGAAGAAAUGAAGCUUCAAGGGUUUCAGACAUGGAUAGUGGAGACUCCCGUGCCCCCAGAAGGAGAAGACUGAACUGAAAGCCUCUUUUGCAGCUGGUCAACACUAUGUUGUAUGUGCCCUUUGCCUCUGUUUUAUUACCCUUUCCCCUUCUCAAAUGCCCUUGUAUUACUACUUCACUGUUUACACUCUAGGAAGUGUUCACCUUUUACUACGACUUUGUCCUUUGACAUUGAUGAGGUGAUUAUCAACUAUCUGCUUGAAUUAUUUGUUUUUACUUUAUCAAUCUUAUGAUCUUCCUUAACUUCAGGUUCGGUUUUUAAUUGUGUGGCAAAUCAGAGUUGUACUCUUGUAUUACUUAUAGUUGGCUCUGACUGUACAUAAACUCAUGAACUUCUUAUGCCAACCUUCAUUUGGAAUAAUUUUCUAUAUAUUCAAAUAAAUUUUCUGAUAAUUGAAGUUAAUGAGG
Messenger RNA from Fragaria vesca subsp. vesca, 2134 nucleotides. RefSeq lists its product as uncharacterized. Gene Ontology annotation, cellular component: endoplasmic reticulum. The record is from RefSeq and is a predicted model, not a curated record. Bases 495 to 1745 code for a protein of 416 amino acids. Gene Ontology annotation, molecular function: ubiquitin protein ligase activity; metal ion binding; ubiquitin-like protein conjugating enzyme binding. The transcript has a single exon. Gene Ontology annotation, biological process: ubiquitin-dependent protein catabolic process. NCBI's taxonomy places the organism in Eukaryota, Viridiplantae, Streptophyta, Magnoliopsida, Rosales, Rosaceae.